This is a messenger RNA of Plasmopara halstedii, 1407 nucleotides long. RefSeq names its product myotubularin-like protein. The coding region runs from base 1 to 1407 and encodes 468 amino acids. Gene Ontology annotation, cellular component: cytoplasm. The transcript is spliced from 2 exons. NCBI's taxonomy places the organism in Eukaryota, Oomycota, Peronosporomycetes, Peronosporales, Peronosporaceae. Gene Ontology annotation, biological process: mitochondrion distribution. The record is from RefSeq and is a predicted model, not a curated record.
AUGGAAGAGGAGACAUUACGCUUGCAAUUUGGUUCUGCCGCUACGACGAUCGGCACACAGUGGCUGACGUUACAACAAUCGAAUAGAAAUGUUGAGAGAUUACACGUAUUGGCUUUUGAGGCUAAAGGUCGUGUGAAACGACAGAUUCGAGUUACGAGUAAGCAAGAAGACCAAAAUCCCAUAACAUGGGGUGGCAAUGUGGAAGUGUACGACCAGUCAGGAAUCGAUUUAGGAUCAAAUCAUGAUGGACUGUGGAACUGGAAAGUACUCAAUGAACAGAAUCUUGUCGAAGUAGAUGAGUUUCGACCAUAUUUACCACUGCACAAUUUCUAUGAAGGUCGUGCUAUUUGUAAUGGUGGUAGUAUAAGUCUUUUGUCAUUAGAAAAGGCUGAAGAUCGUGUGCGGACAGUACUGGAAACGUGCGAUCAAUUAAAAGUGGUACAAAAUUUAGUGGAUAUGGACUCAUCAUGGGGAGGUUUAGCUUAUGAGAUAAUGACAUACGUCAUUGAUGAAUGUCCUCGUGCAGUAGUGAUGACUAUUGGUAACGAUUGGAGCUAUCCAUUGAAUGUAUAUGAUGAUUCUGCCGAAUAUUGUAUUGCGUCCAGUAUUCGUGAUCGUACAAAAAAUGAAGCAAGAAUGAAUAUCAAUGUUGCAUCCUCGAUAUCACUUUUGUCAGAAGUGUCGCAUUUAUUGGUACCAGUGGCCAUGAGUUCGAAAACCCUACUCAAUACGACAUUUCCACAUCUUGAAUUUAAUAAAACCAGUUGUGUCGAUGUGAGUUCAAUUAUUGCGACAGCGCUUGAACUCGCACUAUCAGGUUUUCAAGAUCGACCAGCGUAUGAACUUUUGAAAGGAUUCAACCCUCAUAUGAAGGUAGUUGAAUUGGCUGCGCUAUUUCCAUAUAAUAUGGACCCAACAAGUUUAUUGCAAUGUAUUGGUGAUAGUGUGACUAAUGAAGUCCGCAGCAAUAUAUUGCAACAAGAUCCAUUUUGCAACUAUUCGUUACUUCCGACCAUCCAACACGCAACAUCUGACCAGAACCUACUGAACAAGUCAUUUUACCGACACUUGUACUUCCGUGGAUCAUUUCAUGGUCAUUUGUCUCUACAAUCUGCUUUUGAUUCAUUUCCUGUAUCAUCUCGAGACGUCACAUUACAAUGGUCAUCAUCUUCGCUAUUUCUACCGACUAGUUAUCGUCUUUCAACGCUUCAAAAUUCAUUGAUUGAUGGAAUUACUCAAUUGUCAUCAAACAGAAAAGUUGGCAAGUAUUUAAGCACAUUGGGGCAUUUAGUUGCAACUAGCAAUAAGCGUAUGUUGCACGAAUUCACUCGUGUUGGAAUGAGUCCAGACGCACCAGAAGAGCUCAAAUCUCAUUUGGCAACACUAAGUGACCCAUAUCUUAUAUGA